Messenger RNA from Fragaria vesca subsp. vesca, 1140 nucleotides. RefSeq names its product zinc finger matrin-type protein 2-like. Gene Ontology annotation, cellular component: spliceosomal complex; U4/U6 x U5 tri-snRNP complex. Gene Ontology annotation, biological process: mRNA splicing, via spliceosome. The transcript is spliced from 10 exons. Bases 116 to 724 code for a protein of 202 amino acids. The record is from RefSeq and is a predicted model, not a curated record. Gene Ontology annotation, molecular function: zinc ion binding; nucleic acid binding. Lineage: Eukaryota; Viridiplantae; Streptophyta; Magnoliopsida; Rosales; Rosaceae.
CAUGGAUUCGAUUCUCUGCUAAGUUAGCCCUGAAUCCCUAAAUCUCUGUCUCUCUCCCAAAUUCCAAUCCCAUCCUCGAGAGACGGAACUCCAAUUGAGCUCACAGAUUGAAGCCAUGGCCGCCAAUGGUGCUGCAGCUGGAGUAGAUAAUACUCACAGAAGGAAAUUCGACCUUGAAGAGUACGCUGAGAAAGCCCGCGAGCGUGAAAGAAAGGAAGAGGAGGGAGCUCGUAAGUCGAAAUCAAAAGGUCCUCCGGUGCAGAGGAAGCCGUUGAAGCACAGGGAUUAUGAAGUAGACCUUGAAUCUCGCUUGGGGAAGACACAGGUUGUUACUCCAAUAGCACCUUUAAGCCAGCAGGCCGGAUACUUUUGUUCAGUUUGUGAGUGCGUUGUUAAAGAUUCUGCAAACUACUUGGAUCAUAUCAAUGGCAAAAAACAUCAAAGAGCUUUGGGUAUGUCUAUGCGGGUAGAGCGGGCAUCUCUUGAACAGGUCCAGAGUCGAUUUGAAAAGCUCAAGAAGCGGAAAACUGAUCUGCCCUUCACUGAGCAAGAUCUUGAUGAGCGGAUCUUGAAGCUGCAGCAAGAAGAAGAGGAAAGGAAGCGACAACGUCGAGAAAAGAAGAAAGAGAAGAAGAAAGAGAAGGUAGAUGAGGAGGAAAUUGAAAUUGACCCUGACGUUGCAGCAAUGAUGGGAUUUGGUGGAUUCGGUUCAUCCAAGAAGUAAUCUCUUUGCGCCAAUUCAAUCUUCAUGCCUCUACGGACGUUGUUCUCUUUAUUGGUCAAUUUUACCGCAUGAAUCACUUGAUUGAGGUUUUGAGACUUGUACAAAGUGUAACAUCACGAAAUCUUGGAAAAGUGAACUUCAAAAUCUUGCAUACUUUACUGGUAGUGGUUACUCGUGCUGCGUCAGGUUCUCGUUCAUUUUGUUUUAUGGAAAUGGACCAUGGAUUGGAUCUUAGAACUAUGGUGUCUUCUUAGAGACAUAAGCAGAACGGAACAGUUUUAGUGUACAUGCAGUCAUCAAAGCCUCGUCUAUUGUCUAAUUCUAUUGCAUCAGUAAUCUAAAAUGCUCUGAAGAAAUUUGCAUACAUUUGCAAUUGGAAGUCUGCUUAAUUGAAAUCAUUAGUCUGAUUACAUUCA